AUGUCUUUCUUUCGACGCUCUGUCAAUGAAAAAGCAGAUGAUUCUGCAACGUCGUCAAGCAACGAUGUUUUCUCAUCGCAUGAGAUAGUGUCAACUACAGGCGACCUCAAGUUUGUCGUCGAGCAGGGUGGCAACGGUUCGCAACCAUCCUAUCAAGAAGUGUCUGGUGCGCCCGUCGAGGCCAAAUCUUCUUUUGGAUAUGCUGUUGGACCGGUGACCAUUGUCUUGAUCAAUAUUAGCAAGAUGAUCGGAACCGGCGUCUACUCAACUCGUAUGUGA
This is a messenger RNA of Aureobasidium uvarum, 279 nucleotides long. Lineage: Eukaryota; Fungi; Ascomycota; Dothideomycetes; Dothideales; Saccotheciaceae. The record is from the annotation of a GenBank genome assembly.